CGUAAGCCUAGACUUGAAGCUCCAGUAUAAUGUGGCAAGCAGGACUCUCCGCACUGACAUCCUUCUUUUACGGAUGCUUUCCUCGUGGCCCGAUAUCAUUUGCGAAAGUGGGAUGCUCUUCUCGCAGUAGCCGCCCCCACUUCAUCCGAAGUCGCUGGCCGUCCGGAGGUUCGUCGACCGAGGUCGAGUAGUAUGUGGAAGACAUAGAAUGGUCAGAGAUGUAGCGGGGGAGCCCCUGCCCCUCCGACUGCCGUCCCCGUUUUGUCGUAAGACGACUAGAUAGGUCCGGCAUAAACCAUAUUGCUAUCCCGCUUGCCUAGGUAGAAUGGGAUCCAACCCGCAGAAGAGUCUCCUUGACGUGUUGCGGUCGCAAACCGCAGUGGACUGUGACACGUUCGAUGUCGAGGUUCCGAAGAAGCUCAGUCCGUUCGUAGACUGUACUUCGAACCAGGCUAUUGCGUAUGGCGAAUUGACACGCCUCGGCGAAGAUGGAAACCCGGUGCACGCUCAGUUGAUCCAAGAUGCCGUCAAUUUUGCAUCAUCGAAGAGCUCGGCAUAUCCGGGCGUGUCUGUUGCCGAGCUGGCGGUAGAGACGAUGAUGGUCAAGCUGGCUCUCAGAAUAGUGCCCUACUUGAAAGGUUACUCUCAUAUCCAGACAAACCCGAAGUAUUCUUACGACAAGCAAAAGACUAUAGAGAACGGCAAACGAAUUGUAGCAAUAUUCAAGGCUCUCGACCCGGAGUACGAUUCUCGCAGGGUUUGCAUCAAGAUACCGUCUACCUGGGAAGGCAUGCAAGCAUGUCGCGAAUUAGAGAGCCAAGGUAUAGCCACGUUGGCGACGACGAUGUUCUGCCUUGAACAGGCCUCUCUAGCCGCUCAUGUGGGUUGCACUUAUAUCGCACCAUACAUCAACGAGCUACGGGUGCAUUUCGACGAGGGUUAUGUCGACCAGCACAAGGCAUUCGAUUUCUGCGGUGCCGCACAGCGAUAUUAUGAGAAGAUCGGAAGCAAGACGCAGGUAUUGCCGGCGAGUUUGACGUCCAUCCAGGAGGUCAUGAAGUUGUCUGGCGUUCAUCACAUCACGGUGGCGCCGCACCUGUUGACUCAAUUGGCGGAGACUCCGGCCGAUCCGUGGGACGGAGAGAUUGGGAGCGUCUUGAAGGGAGGGAAAGAGGAGGUGCUGGGCGAUUAUGGAAGCAUUGUAGAGAAUGAGAGCGCCUGGCGUUUAGCCUUUACUCGAAGUCAGGACGGCAAGUCUGAGGGCAAAAUCAUUCAGGCUAUCAACAUCUUCUGCGAUAAACAGGAGGGUCUAGAGGGCUUGGUUAAGUGAUAGAUAAUGGGUAAUGAAUGCCAACAAUCUCAUUAGUGUUGACGGCAACGAACUGUAGCUUACCUAGUUGGGUACUAUGUAUAUGAAAAAAAAGUG
This is a messenger RNA of Annulohypoxylon truncatum, 1426 nucleotides long. RefSeq names its product putative transaldolase. Bases 326 to 1330 code for a protein of 334 amino acids. Gene Ontology annotation, biological process: pentose-phosphate shunt, non-oxidative branch; carbohydrate metabolic process. The record is from RefSeq and is a predicted model, not a curated record. Gene Ontology annotation, cellular component: intracellular anatomical structure. Gene Ontology annotation, molecular function: transaldolase activity. The transcript has 6 exons. NCBI's taxonomy places the organism in Eukaryota, Fungi, Ascomycota, Sordariomycetes, Xylariales, Hypoxylaceae.